GGACGAGUGAGUGAGGAUCGCGAGGAAAGUGCUGCUGGGAAGAAGAGCGACCCGUCCAUUAACACUCUGGACCCUGAACGCGCUCCCACGGACCCGUAUCCACGGCCCCGGUGCGCAACCAUGCUCAUGUAUGACUACCCAGCAAACGCCAGCAUGGAGGCGUCUUUCUACCAGAGCUACCCCUCCCUGAAGUCCCAGUCAGAGGCCUACGGCAGCAUCUCCUCCCCACACCCUGGCAGCAGCAUGGUGGGCGGACGGCUUUACCAGCAGUCUCAGAGCCUCCAAGACCUCCAGGAGCUCCGGGCCAGCAUGGGCAGUCCUGGGAGUGUCAGUCACAACCAGCUGGAACCUGUGGACCUGUCACUUACUAAGAGGGGCUCCGCCUCCUCUUCCUCAUCCUCGUCCCGCAGUUCGCCGGCCUCCCCCCACCACCACCAGCGGCUGCGGGCCGGUUCGCCCCCACUCAGGCGGACGCCCCCUGCUAUGCCCCUGCAGUUUCCCACCGUGCUGGCACCGCUGCUGCAGGGUCCAGGCUCCACGCCCGGCGUGAUCCCGGUGCUGUCCAGCGUCAUGCUGCAGCCGCUAUCCGUGCUCUACCCCUCACACCUCCACCUGCCCCACCAGUCCAUCAUGGUGUCCCCUGUCCCGGGGGAGGACAUGCAGGCUCUAGCCACCCACAGACAAGCCUCACCAAUGAAGCCCUCGGAGACGUGCCACGACAGCCAUGAACUGCUGAAGCCCAUCAAAACGGAGCCACGCACAGACCCCUCCUUGGACGGCCACAGCGAGGAGGUGACGUCGUCAGUCAUCGCCGCACCUCCCGUCUACAGCGAGAGCGGUAGCCCCUCCGUGAUCGUACACUGUGGCAAACACCCGCCUCCCGCCGACUCCCCAGACACGCUGAAGAAGCGCCGUGUCCAUCGCUGCGACUUUGGUGGCUGCAACAAGGUGUACACCAAGAGCUCGCACCUCAAAGCCCAUCGCCGCACGCAUACGGGUGAGAAGCCCUACAAGUGCAUGUGGGAGGGCUGCACGUGGAAGUUUGCCCGCUCGGACGAGCUCACGCGCCACUUCCGCAAGCACACGGGCGUCAAGCCCUUCCAGUGCCCGGACUGCGAGCGCAGCUUUUCCCGCUCCGACCACCUGGCCCUGCACAAGAAGCGCCACCUGCUGGUCUGAGCCCAAAUAUGAGCCGCAUCCUGGCACGGGCCGCACCCCUACGGACCUCUGACGGUGACUCGCGUACUCAGGCCGGGGGGGGGGGCGGCGUGACACCCACUACAACCUGAACCCCGACCACGGCUGUGGGCACAGCGUGUCGGAGCUCCGCUGGCCCUCUCGUUCCCCUUGAACUCUGACCCCAGAAUCACAGUACCAGCUCAGCGUCCUUCACCUCGUACUACUUCCUCCUACCCUUCGCUCAGCUGGCCUGAGCACCACCACCACCACCCCCCACCCCGAGCCCUUUGUAAAGCCCUCGGUCACUCCUACACAAUGUGAAUGCUUCUUAGCAAGAGGCAUACAAAGAUAUUGUUAAUAUUAGUCGUUCACCUUGUUUUCAGCCUAAAUGUUUUACAUUGUUCCGUUGGAUUUUUGAGUCUUAAGGGACUUUCCUCUGAGUGGGUAUGUUGCUUUCUGGCUGGUCUCCCAAAAUAAUAGAUGAGCAAGUGGUUUUUUUUUUUUUAAUUUUUUUUUUUGUUUUUUAAAUUGCAUUCGUGCCGUACUGUGGUUACCUGUUAGUGUGAUCAGACCACAAACCCUGUGCUGGACUAAAGCUUCAUGAAGAAUCGGCUGUCACACCCAGUGUCUUUAGUGAAGGAUGAUUGGCGAUGGGCUUGGACUGGCGUUGCCUUCACCUCUUCUUUUGGCCUCAUCACACCGAGAGUUUGCUUCUCUUCAUUCCAGUGCUGAUCAGUCUUGCUGUUCUGCCAGCAGUGUGUGGGGGUGUUUUAAAUUAUUAUUUUUUUAUUUUAAUAACCUUGCAUACCCAGCACAGUCAAUAUCUUGUGAUGCUCAAGUUUGCCUGUGAGAGUUGAAUGUGUUUGGGCAUUUUUGUCAUUUACCAUGUUGAUCAGGGCAUCUCCUGGGGCCACUUGGUGCCACCUGGGGAGCUACAGAGGUGAACACACACGUUGGGAAGAGCAGCUGGAUGCCUAAGGGCCAAGGAGUUUUGUCAGUCAUGUGUUAUGGGGUGGGGCUUUUCACCACAUGGGAAGAUUCUGCUUCAUAACAGACUUGGACUCAGGUUCCAGAUUUUUUUUUUUUUUUUGGUGUAAAUUCCCCAGCUGACAUGGAGGUGUUCCUUCUGGAUUCCAGGGUUGAGAAGGACACACGACCCCAGUACAUAACUGCAGAACGGAAGAGCCAGGGAGCUUGGGAUGGUCCUUCAUAAACAACAUGUGUUUAAUUUCUCCUUAAAUGUGAACUGUGUUCAUCUGGGCAUUAUUAUUGUGGAAGAUUGCUUUUAAGGAUGGCAUCGUGGGGAGCAGUAACCUGUGUAUUUUUAAGGCUAUUUUUUCUAUUAUAUUCUGUUAAGGGAAAGUAUAAGUGCAAGAACGGGUGUUUGGUUUUGUAGCUGUCGAUUACCUACCUUCCGUCACAGGAAAGGCCCAAUUCGCAGCUCCUGCAGGUUGCCUUUUGCUCGGACAGGUUCGAGCAGACAAGUUUCUGAACCGAUCUGUCGGCGCCAUUACCAUCACUUGUGUUACAAGGAAACGCUCCUCAGUUGAGGUGGAAACGCAUAUGAGCGAAGGACGGAUGGCGCUGCGGGUAAACCAGGUCGGACCCCAAGAUCUGCUAACCGCGAACAAAGAUUUGAACGGAGCUACGUAAAGUUGAUACUUCUGCACUUUAAUGUCAUUUGAAAGGCAAAUGCAUCUGACGGUGUCGGAAUGAGACAGAGGCCAUGUUGUUCCAGUUUUUUCCUCUCAGUUCACCGAGUUCCUGUACGGCCCUCUUCUCUCAAGGGUGAUGGAGUGCUGAGCAAAGUUCCAGGGAAACGUGCCUCUCUUUCCAGAAGUAGCAGUUCUGCUGUAAUUCUAACGCAAACAAACCUGCAUGUAUGUACUACGGAACUGUUCGCUCUCGCAUAGCAGGUCUAAUUCCUUGGGAAGUAUAGAGAUGAUUUUCGGAAUCUAUUCAAACGGAGUGAUGGUGCCAAAUGCGUAGCAACAUGUGAGUAAUAUCGGUGGAGGACAGAUGGAGACGGACGACAAUCUGUGAAUGGGUGAACGGAACAGACGGCGAAGAGUCGCGAAUAAAACUUUAAAUCUCUUCUUGUUCAGGUUGUACUUGGUGAUGCCUGAUAGCCUUCCUUCAUCUGAGGAAAAGGGGGGGGGGGGAAUUCCUAGCCCAAAAUAUCUCCUGUUAUUAUGUAUUAAAUUUUAUAAUAAAUUGUAAUAUAUAUUUUAUUAAAAAGACUGAAUGGGUUAUUAAAGGUUUUAAAGGCAUGAUUCCCCCACCAUUUUAUCACAAAAAUAUUAUGCAUUUCUGUAAACAUGUGAAUUUUUGUAUUAAUCUUUUUUUAAAGGCCAUUUGGGGUGGCAGUUCAAAGGGAACUUUGUAAUGACAUAAUGUCAUAUCACACUGUGAAAGGAAAUAAACAGUAUGUACAGUUUUAUAUGAACCUUCCACUAUAUUGUGUUAUAAAUAUAUAAUAAAGGCUUUAUAAUACUGCAUUUGGCUGUGAUUUCUGUUUAACCACUUGUUUGGUGGUUUCUCUCCAAACUUGUGCUGUGCUUUGAACCCUGGUUUGAGGUUUGAGUCGCUGCGCCUUGAACUUAUUUCUGUACUACCUAGUGACCCCCUUCUUUUG
This is a messenger RNA of Scleropages formosus (Asian bonytongue), 3814 nucleotides long. It is a transcript of the gene klf3, whose product is annotated as Kruppel like factor 3 (basic). Bases 121 to 1179 code for a protein of 352 amino acids. Gene Ontology annotation, molecular function: DNA-binding transcription factor activity, RNA polymerase II-specific; RNA polymerase II cis-regulatory region sequence-specific DNA binding. NCBI's taxonomy places the organism in Eukaryota, Metazoa, Chordata, Actinopteri, Osteoglossiformes, Osteoglossidae. The transcript is spliced from 6 exons. Gene Ontology annotation, biological process: regulation of transcription by RNA polymerase II. The record is from RefSeq and is a predicted model, not a curated record.